GCUCACGGCCAUGACUGAGUGCUCUGUCGCCACCUUGGCUUUGUUUUUGGCUUUGCUUAGAAUGGCGUGGCCAUUUUGUGGCAGCGCUUCUUCGUGUCCUGUUCGUCCUCGUCCACUGGUGGGGAGUGACCAAGUGCAAAUGCCUUGAUUUGUUUUCUUCGUUCAUUAUACGCGUUUGAACGACGGCUAGCCUCCCCUCCUGCGAGACAGCCACCAUCAUGGCCAGCCUCCCCCAAGAACCGCCUCAGGACACCGCCAAACAGAGCUUCUGGAUGCCCGGGAAUUACGUGCCGACGGUGCACAGGACCCAGCAGUCGUACCAGGCUUGCAACGACCUGGUGGCUUGCUUCGCCGAGAGGGCCCGGGUUGAAAAGCAGUACGCCCAGCAGCUCAGCCACUGGAGCAGCAAGUGGAAAACCAUCAUGGACUUUCGGCCGCUGUACGGCUCUCUGAUGACGGCCUGGCAGAGCUUCUUCACCUCCGCCGAGCGCCUGUCCGCCCUCCACUCCUCCAUCUCGCAGUCUCUGGUGGCCGAAGAAGGCGUGCGCGUGAAGACCUGGCAGAGGGAGACCUUCCCCAAAAAACUCUUCUGCGGCUUCCGCGAAAGCCACGACAACAACGCCAGUUUUUCACGUGCGCAGAAGCCCUGGAACAAAAAGCUGACCAAGCUGGAGAAGGCCCGAGUCGCGUACCACAAGUGCUGUCAGAAGGAGCAGAACGCCUCGGACAAAGAGAAACGGGCCAACGAGGGCGAAAACUGGAGUCCGGAGAAAAGGCAGAAGCUGACGGAGGCCCGAGAGGUGGCCACGCUCGCGAAAGAAAAGGCCCGGGAGCGCUACGAGAAAAUCCUGGAGGACGUGACGAGCUACACGCCGCGCUACAUGGAGGAGAUGGAGGUCAUUUUUGAGGAGUCGCAGGAGGAGGAGAGGAAACGCAUCAGCUUCUUGAAGCAGGCCUUCCUGUCCAUCCACCGACACCUCGACAUCACCAACAACGAGAGCAUAAAGGAGGUUUACAACGAACUUCACCAAACGCUGAUGGCCGUCAACGAGCAAGAGGACCUCAAAUGGUGGAAGAACCAUCACGGUCCUGGCAUGCUGACCAACUGGCCAAAGAUCCAGGAGUGGCAUCCACCGGUGAAAAAGCUGAAAAGAAAGAAGAGAGACCAGAAAGCCAACGAAGGCCGUCCAGUGAUGAUCGGAGGCGUGAAGGUUCGAGCACUCUACGACUACACGGGGGAGGAGGGCGAUGAGCUGUCCUUUAAAGCAGGUGAGGAAUUCUUGAAGGUGGAGGAGGAGGACGACCAGGGCUGGUGCCGGGGGGUCCUGAGCGGAGGCAAGGAGGGCUUCUACCCGGCCAAUUACGUCGAACUCAUCGAGUGACGUCACGCUUGCCAAACGAUUACGUGGCGUCGUUGGGAACGUGUAGCAUUUAACACGUACGUUCUGUGGGCGUCGGUGACUGGAAUUGGCCGACUUAAUCCAACGCGUCUACGCCGCCGCUAUCACCUCGUAAAAAAAUUUCCCUGACACAGAUUUACAGUUAUGCUUGCGUCUUCAUGAGGAUCAUAUUUAAAGUACUCGGAUCGGGGUUUCCCAAGCUGUGGUUCAGGGCCCCAAAAUGGGCCGUCAGUCAAUUUGCAUUGGACAGUCAGUGUAUGAAUAUGUGAAAAGUUGGUUUUCAUGAACAUUACUCAGGCGUGCAGUUUUCUUGGACACUGGAUUUUGGAAUCAAGUUCAACGUACAUCAUCACUUUAUAGACGGUUUACGUCAUUGGUAAGGUACGUACUUCACGAUGUAUUUGAGUAUGUUCGGGUCCCGCGACGAACCGAGUUGACUUUACGAAAACGUUUUUUUUUUUUUUUUUUUUUUUUUUUAAACAAAAGAAAUAUAAAACAAAUGUUUUCCAUCCACUCCAGCAGAUUUUUUUUCCCCACACAAGUGAAUAAAAUGCAGAAAAUGUGACUGGAAAGGAGUUGUGUGGUAUUUAGUUGAAUUACAUUAUAUUGCAUAGUAGCAUAUAGUUGAACAAUUACAGUAUGAUAGAUAGCUUAUUAUUACAGAUUGCACAAAGCACUUCAAUUUUUUGAAUAAAAUAUAAUAAAUGGAUGUGAAAGUCA
Messenger RNA from Syngnathoides biaculeatus (alligator pipefish), 2120 nucleotides. RefSeq names its product protein kinase C and casein kinase substrate in neurons protein 3-like. Gene Ontology annotation, cellular component: endosome; plasma membrane; cytoplasm. Lineage: Eukaryota; Metazoa; Chordata; Actinopteri; Syngnathiformes; Syngnathidae. Gene Ontology annotation, biological process: regulation of endocytosis; cytoskeleton organization; plasma membrane tubulation. The coding region runs from base 219 to 1382 and encodes 387 amino acids. Gene Ontology annotation, molecular function: protein binding; phospholipid binding. The record is from RefSeq and is a predicted model, not a curated record. The transcript is spliced from 10 exons.